AUGACGUCUCCACCGAUAUACUCCUCCCUCCGCAACAAUGUCCACGAGAUCCGUCUCCUGGAAGUGGACCGAGAUUCCCUCGCCGACCCGACCCAGCCAGUUCGAAUAUCUCUCGCGCAGUUUCUCCUCGCCGAUGCCCCGCCCUACAUUGCCGUCUCUUACUUUUGGGGCGAUCCAAACGACACCGUCCCGGCCCUCGUAAACUCGGUGACGACUCAAAUCACCAAGAACCUAGAGUCUGCUCUUCGAUCGGUUGGGGCCGGUGGAUGGGCGGACCUAGCUAUGUCGGGCACGCAUGGGCCUUGGCGGAUUUGGGCCGAUGCAAUCUGCAUUAAUCAACAUGAUCUUUCGGAACGAAGCCAUCAAGUUUCUUUCAUGGCGGAAAUCUACCGCCACUCAGCGUCUACCGUUGUUUGGCUUGGGAUUGGGUUUGACGAAGGGGAGCGCACACGUGCGUUCAUCGAGGAGUGGGCUGAGAUCCAAGAAAGGGGAGCCGUAGAAGAAUAUGCAGUCUUGAUAGGGACCCUGCCAAACACGCUAGACGAGAAAAGCGUGAAAGCCUUCCAUAAGGUUUUCGAGAAGCCUUGGUGGACGAGGGUGUGGGUCCUUCAGGAGUUCGUCGUCAGUCCGGCCGUGUUUUUCUGGCUCGGAAGCACGGCCAUCUCUUUUGAUCGGAUAGCUUUAGCAACCAAAGCCGACCGUAGACUCGCCGUUUUGAAUAUCGAGGAUCUUAUCAAGCAAGGAACGACCAACUCAGUCUGCCGAAUCUUCUAG
Scedosporium apiospermum is the source of this 774-nucleotide messenger RNA. RefSeq lists its product as uncharacterized. The record is from RefSeq and is a predicted model, not a curated record. NCBI's taxonomy places the organism in Eukaryota, Fungi, Ascomycota, Sordariomycetes, Microascales, Microascaceae. The transcript is spliced from 2 exons. Bases 1 to 774 code for a protein of 257 amino acids.